AUGUCAUACAGAUGUUACAUCUGCAAGAGAACAAAGGAUGAGGAAGGGCAGCUGCUGGAGGAGGAGCUCUGCAGACGGUGCCAGAUUGAGGAAAAGGCCCAGAAGAAAAGAUUGAGAUUUGAGGCAAAGAUAGAGAAGGUGAAAGAGAAGAACAAGGGGAGGGUGAAAUCUAGAGAAGAAGUGGAGGGAGAAAAAGAAUGGAGGAAGGAUGAAGACCCGAGAGAAUGGACCUGGAGCGGGGAGUUUGAUGAGGCUAUGGUUAACGAGAGUGAGGAGAUGAGAAUUAGACAGGGAGUUAAGAGAAAUCUAGGAGGGGGGGAAAGUUCCGGAACCUUGCAAUAUUCAGAGAUGGUGAGGAGUGGUAAUGGAGUAGAGACCAAGGAGGAAAAGCUAAGGAAGCAAAAGAAAGAAGUGGAAGAGCUGGAGAAGCUACAGAAGAAUUCUAGAGAGGAGCUGGAGAAGCUGGAAAAGACAGAGGAAAGACGGAAGAGAUUAGAGGAGCUGGAAAGAGAGAAGAAAGAGCAGGAGGAUCUGAAGGAGAGGGAGUUGGAGACAAAGCGGCUGGAGCUGGAACAGCUAAUUAAAGAAAAUGAGAAAGAAGUAAGAGAAAUUCUGAAGAUAACGAAGAGAGCUUAUGAAGCGGAACCGAUGGUGGUAGAGGCCCCUGAGGAGACGGAGAUGUUGGUGGAGAUCCAAGAAGAGGUGAGUCUGAGUCCUGUGAGAGAAAAAACUAAAGAAGAAGAGAAACAGGAACCAGUGGCAGGGGAACAACAGAGAGGAGAGAAGAGAAGAGUAAUAGUGAGGGAGACCAGAGAGCAGCAGUCACCACAGCGGAGAAGGACCCACCAGUACCAUCAGGAACGGCCUCCUCCCCCUCCACCUACCCACUAUUACAGCAGCAGACAGGUGGAGAAGUUUUGUCUCGACAAAUACGAUGACAAGCUGUCUAAGACGGAGAAGGCUGCUAACGAAAGCAUCAGGAGAGACGUGUUCGAGGACAAAGAGGUGGUGCAACACGGGAGAGACCUGAUGACUGUUUCGAAGGGAUGGAUGGAGAAGAAGAUGAGGGAAGCGAGAACGCGGGAGGACGUUAUUGCUAUAAUGAAAUUCAUCGAGAUUCAGAUAGGAGGUCAGAGAGCGUACCUAGUGGAGAAGAUAAAAGAAGAGUGUGAAAGAUUGGUGAGUGAGGGCGAGAUGCCACCAGGAAGAGGCCAUGGUCACUACAAGUCGGACAUGAGAGGCAAUAAGAAGUUCCUGGGAUGGUACGUCCAAGAGAUCAGAGUGCUGAGAGAGACGGCGGAGGAGGCAGAGAGGAUCCCGCCAGAGAUGUUGGUAGCAGGAAUGCUGGGGCUGACGAGGUUGUGUACCCUCCACAAUCGGUUUGCAGUCUUUAGGUAGGACAUUCGUACCUAGGAGUAAUGAAUGGAGUAGUGUAGGUUAUGUUCGUAACUAGGAGUACGGAUAUAAUUAUGUAAGUAUGUUCGUAACUAGGAGUACGGAAAAAAUUGUGUAAGUAUGUUCGUAACUAGGUGUACGGAAAAUGAUUAUGUAAGUAUGUUCGUAACUAGGAGUACGGAUAUAAUUAUGUAAGUAUGUUCGUAACUAGGAGUACGGAAAAAAUUAUGUAAGUAUGUUCGUAACUAGGAGUACGGAAAAAAUUGUGUAAGUA
Bolinopsis microptera is the source of this 1669-nucleotide messenger RNA. Its product is annotated as trichohyalin-like. Bases 1 to 1398 code for a protein of 465 amino acids. The record is from RefSeq and is a predicted model, not a curated record. The transcript has 2 exons. Lineage: Eukaryota; Metazoa; Ctenophora; Tentaculata; Lobata; Bolinopsidae.